Molecule: messenger RNA, 2829 nt
Organism: Pogoniulus pusillus (Red-fronted tinkerbird)
Lineage: Eukaryota; Metazoa; Chordata; Aves; Piciformes; Lybiidae
Gene: SRPRA
Product: SRP receptor subunit alpha
Exons: 14
Coding region: 64-2001 (645 amino acids)
Biological process (GO): intracellular protein transport; SRP-dependent cotranslational protein targeting to membrane
Cellular component (GO): signal recognition particle receptor complex; endoplasmic reticulum membrane
Molecular function (GO): signal recognition particle binding; GTPase activity; ATP hydrolysis activity
Source: RefSeq, a predicted model, not a curated record
CGACUUCCGGCGGAAGCGCCGGGGGCAGUGCGACGUGUGCGCGGAGCCGGCGCCGCCGCCGCCAUGCUCGACUUCUUCACCAUCUUCAGCAAGGGCGGCCUCGUCCUCUGGUGCUUCCAGGGCGUCCGCGGGCCUGCCGCCGCCGCCACCGCGCCCGUCAACGCCCUCAUCCGCUCCGUCCUGCUCCAGGAGCGAGGCGGCAACAACUCCUUCACCCAUGAGGCCCUCACGCUUAAGUACAAGCUGGACAACCAGUUUGAGCUGGUGUUUGUGGUAGGCUUCCAGAAGAUCCUGACCCUGACCUACGUGGACAAGUUGAUAGACGACGUCCACAAGGAGUUCCGGGACAAGUACCGCAACGAGUUCCAGCAGAGGGGCGCCCUGGGGCUGCUCAAUGGCACCUUCGACUUCAGAGAGGACUUCCUGCGCCUCCUCCGGGAGGCAGAGGAGAGCAGCAGGGUUCGGGCUCCCACGGUGAUGAAGACGUUUGAGCAGUCUCUCAAGUCCCAGAAGACUGUCAAGUGUAUGAUAGAGACCCGAGGGGAGAAACCAAAGGAGAAAGGCAAGAACAAGAAGAACAAAGGUCCCAAGAAGGAGGGGCCCGAAGCUGUGGCAGCCCCUGGGAAAGCGUCGGCAGGUGAGAAGCAGCCCUCUGCAGCUGGGGACAGGGAGGAGCUGACCAAGGAUGAAAUCCUGCAGAAGAACCGGGAGGAGUUCUUCAGGAGACACAAGAAGGCUGGGGAGAAGUCCAGCAAAUCUCCCAAGGCCGAGGCGCAGAAGGAGAAGGGGAAGAAGCCACGGGUGUGGGACCUGGGCCCCUCCAACGCCAAGGUGCUGGAUUACAGCAACUCUGCCACCAACGGCAGCGCCGAGCCCGCGCCGCCCGACGAGUUCGACCGCGACACGGCUCUGGGGGAUCGAAAUCGGGAGCCUGGCCGCCUGUACGACCUUGAGUACGAGAGCGAUGACGAAGCUGAAGAGGAGAAGGUCACUCAGAACCCUUCCAAACCCAGCGCCAAGAAGGGCGGUGCCCUGGGGGGCAUGUUUGGCAUGCUGAGAGGCCUGGUGGGCUCCAAGAGCUUGACUAGAGAGGACAUGGACCCCGUUCUGGAGAAGAUGAAGGAUCACCUGAUUGCCAAAAACGUGGCAGCCGAGAUCGCGGUGCAGCUGUGCGAGUCGGUGGCCAAGAAGCUGGAAGGGAAGGUGAUGGGAACCUUCACCACCGUGACCUCGACGGUGAAGCAGGCCCUGCAGGAGGCCCUGGUGCAGAUCCUGCAGCCGCAGCGCCGCGUGGACGUCCUGCGCGAUGUGCUGGAGGCGCAGCGGCACCGCCGCCCCUACGUGGUCACCUUCUGCGGCGUCAACGGCGUCGGCAAGUCCACCAACCUGGCCAAGAUCUCCUUCUGGCUGAUCGAGAACGGCUUCAGUGUGCUGAUCGCCGCCUGCGACACCUUCCGCGCCGGGGCGGUGGAGCAGCUGCGCACCCACACGCGGCGCCUCAACGCCCUGCACCCGCCGGAGCGCCACGGCGGCAGGAGCAUGGUGCAGCUCUACGAGAAGGGCUACGGCAAGGACGCCGCCGGCAUCGCCAUGGAGGCCAUCUCCUACGCUCGCAACCAGGGCUUCGACGUGGUGCUGGUGGACACGGCCGGGCGCAUGCAGGACAACGCCCCCCUGAUGACGGCGCUGGCCAAGCUCAUCGCUGUCAACGCUCCCGACCUGGUCCUCUUCGUUGGGGAGGCGCUGGUGGGGAACGAGGCUGUGGAUCAGCUGGUUAAGUUCAACAAGGCUCUGGCUGACCACUCCAUGGCGCAGACCCCGCGGCUCAUCGAUGGCAUCGUCCUCACCAAGUUCGACACCAUCGACGACAAGGUGGGCGCUGCCAUCUCCAUGACCUACAUCACGAGCAAGCCGAUCGUCUUCGUGGGCACCGGGCAGACCUACUGCGACCUGCGCAGCCUCAACGCCAAGGCUGUGGUGGCAGCGCUCAUGAAGGCCUAGGGCAAGCCCCAGCCCCUGGCUGCGUCCCGGCAGACCCUGCUUUACCCCAGCCCCGCCUCGUCCUUCCCAGGUAGUGCAGGGCAGGGUGAGGGAACAGCAGCACGGAGGAGGCCUCUUCUGGGUAGAACCCUCUGCCCUGCCUUCCCUCACCCCGGCUGAGCUGAUGCCGGCUCCCUCGGGGGGCUGAAGCCAGAGCUUUGUAUUGUUCCUGCUGCACAGGGUGGGAUGGGCAGAGCAGGGACCUGCUGGGCGUUGGGGGCGGCUCGAAGGCGUUUCUGAGCUGCUUGGAAGGUCUCAGAGCAGGGCAGGGUGGGGAUGGCUGUCAGGGGUGAGCAGGAUUGGUGCUGCUUGGCGGCAGCCUUGGCUCUGCCUGUUCAAACUGCUGCUGCUGGCAGCUCCACCCUCGCCGAGAAACCAAAGCUGGGAGCUGCUCAGUUGCCUUAAGGUCCCUGUUGGUCAGCGCUGGGACUCUUGGAGCAGCCUUUGGGCAGGAGCUGGGGAGCUGCAACUGUGUGCUCUGAAGCAAGGCAGCACCCUCCUGCCUGCUGGCCUCAGUGCAGCCUACUGCUCCAGAAGGAGACAACCCCCCAGUUCAUACUGGAAGAUAGUGGUGGCUGCUUGCUGCUUUCUUGCACCCUUUCUCCCCUCUCCAUCAACUUUCUUGAGUGCCUCUUGAGCCCAGCCAGAAGUGCUCCACGGGACAACACCAAGCUCUGCUGCCCUGGCUUGUAGCUGUGUGCCGCGGGUGUGCUGCAGUGCAAUAACCCCAACCCCGCCCUGCUGUCUGCUCCAGACCUAAUUUAUACCCAAAUACACCUCAGAAUUUGU